AUGGACGAAACAGCCUCCUACGAAGACACCCAAACCACCGCGGGCAGCUUCCGCCGCUUCAUCCAGGAGCUGCACGCUGAAAGUGACCUCGUCGCCAUCGACGAGGAAGCACCCUUGUUCGACAACGUCAAGGGCCGCCAUCCGAACGGGCUCUUCCGCGUCCUGGGCGCCCCCGUCGGCGCCAGCCAGCAGCCGGGCAAGCGCUUCAUCCGCAUCGCCAAAUCGCUGGGAUUGCCCUCCACUGCCAGCGGGCAGGAUAUUAUCAACAAGUUUAGGGAGGCUAAAAGCUGCCAGAUUCCGCCCACGGAGGCCCCUACGGACCCGGGGAAAGAGUUCAAGCUGCUAGGCGACGAGAUCGACCUGACGGCCCUCCCCGUCCCCAAGCUGCAUGCUGAUGACGGCGGCAAGUUCUUGCAGACAUUUGGAAUGUAUAUUGUGCAGAGCCCCGAUAAUACGUGGGUCAACUGGUCGAUCACACGAAGCAUACUGCACGGGGAACGCUCGCUGGUCGGCCCGAUGAUCCCACGCAAGAAUAUUGGGCUGAUUCGCCAGAUUGGUAUGCCGCUGCCUAAGGGGGUCAAUGAGAGCGCGUACAUUGGAGCAUUGAUUGGCAGCCCCAUCGAGGUCACAAAAGCCGAGAUGAACGGCAUCCUCGUCCCGGCCAACGCGGAGAUCAUCUUCGAGGGAAUCAUGGCCAUCACUUACCGCAAGGUCCCCAUCCUCCCCAUCUGCGUGACAGGGCGUGCUCCUGAAGAAAGCGAGACAGUCUGGGGACUCACGCAGGCAGCGGAGGUUCUGACUAUCUCCGAGGACGCGGGCCUGCCCAUCAAGAUGGUCUGGAAUCCGUUCGAAUCCCACUGCCACUGGUUCGUGCUGCAGGUCGACCGCGAGAAGCUGCGCGAGCUCAAUACGGCGAUGGAAGAGUUCAGCAUGAAAGUGUUUCACACGGUGUUUGCCUCCAAGCCGGGAUAUAACAUCCCCAUCAUCUACCUCUUGGGCGACGAUAUCGACCCCACCAACCUGCGCGACGUGAUCUAGGUCAAUGCCACUCGCUGCCAGUCCCGUGAGAACGAGUACUUCUUUGGCCAGUAUCCUAACAUCGGCUUGAUUCCGUACAUCUUGCAUGGGGCUAAGAGCGGCGAGAAUCAUCUCAAAGUCGUGCGUUGCUGCAUGUUCGCCAGCGAGUUUUCCGAAGUGCCCACGUACAAGCAAGCUCGUAUCGUCGAAAUUACCCCGCGGAGAUUCAAGAGAAG
Messenger RNA from Aspergillus saccharolyticus JOP 1030-1, 1253 nucleotides. Its product is annotated as UbiD family decarboxylase. Gene Ontology annotation, cellular component: cytosol; cytoplasm. Gene Ontology annotation, molecular function: 4-hydroxy-3-polyprenylbenzoate decarboxylase activity. The coding region runs from base 1 to 1038 and encodes 345 amino acids. The record is from RefSeq and is a predicted model, not a curated record. Lineage: Eukaryota; Fungi; Ascomycota; Eurotiomycetes; Eurotiales; Aspergillaceae. The transcript is spliced from 4 exons. Gene Ontology annotation, biological process: ubiquinone biosynthetic process.